Melanaphis sacchari is the source of this 3530-nucleotide messenger RNA. RefSeq lists its product as uncharacterized. The transcript is spliced from 18 exons. The record is from RefSeq and is a predicted model, not a curated record. Lineage: Eukaryota; Metazoa; Arthropoda; Insecta; Hemiptera; Aphididae. Bases 46 to 3468 code for a protein of 1140 amino acids.
UAUCAUUCUGAUUAGAUGGCACAUAUUUAUACGUAGUGGACUACAAUGCAUUUCUCAAGAACGUGGAAAUUAAAUCUGGAACAAGAAAAGUUGGUAUACGCCGUGAUCAUAUUAUUUUUAAGUUCGGUAUUUUGUGAGGUGGAGGUGAAAAUUACCAAAGGAAUUUUGAAAGGUCGAAUUUUGAAAUCUAGAAAUGAUCGACCUUAUUACUCGUUUACUGGUAUACCAUAUGCAAAACCACCAGUUGGAAAACUUCGAUUUGAGGCUCCUGAACCAGUUGAUCCAUGGGUUGGUACAUUAGAUGCUACUAAGAAUUCAAAUACAUGCGUUCAAAAACAUGAAACUGAUAGCAGUGAAGAUUGUCUAUAUUUAAAUGUAUAUACACCAAGUACAGAUGGUAAUUUCCCCGUAAUGUUUUGGAUUCACGGAGGGGCGUUUUAUUUAGGACAUAGUAAUCCGAAUAUGUUUGGUCCGGAUUAUUUUAUGGAUAAAAACGUAGUUUUGGUCUCGAUUAAUUUUAGACUAGGCAUAUUAGGUUUUUUGAGUACUGAAGAUGAUGUUAUCCCCGGAAAUUAUGGAAUGAAAGAUCAAGUUGAGGCAUUGCGGUGGGUUCAAGAAAACAUUGUUAAAUUUGGUGGUAACCCCAGAAAAGUGACUAUUUUUGGCGGAAGCUCUGGUGGAGCUAGUACUGGUUAUCACUUAUUAUCGCCGAUGAGUAAAGGUCUAUUCCACAAAGCCAUACUUCAAAGUGGUACUCCAUUAUGUCGUUGGAGUACGUAUCUACCGGGUGUAGCUCGCGUUAGAAGUAAAAUUAUUUCACGUAUAGCUGGAUGUGCUGGAAACUCAUCUUCAAAAAACAUAUUGAAAUGUCUCAAGGCGUUACCGGAAAGAUUUUUCAGUGAUGUUUAUGAAACACUUUGGGAAUGGCGCUCAUAUCCAACAGUAUUAUUUUCACCGGUAGUGGAGCAAUGUGACUCGGGUCAAAAAGCGUUUCUUUGUCGUCAUCCGUUGAAUGAGUUUAAACAAGAAUCAUUUGUGCCAACUAUAAUCGGACUAAACUCAGCUGAAGGUGGAAUGAUAGUUUCUUCUUUGUACAAUGACACGUCUAUUCGAUAUCCAGAAUUGUAUACAGAUUUUAAUCGCUUGUUAUCGAUUAUACUAUCAUAUCAGUAUUUUACACUCAAUUCGGAUGAAAUUGGUAAAAAUGUGUUCAAAAAAUAUUUCCCAUCUGGAAAAAUAGGAGAUCAUUCACAUUUUAAAACUAUAAAAAUGAUAACUGAUGGUCGUUAUCUUCAUGGUAUAUUAGACAUGGCUUUUAAACUGGUGUCACCAGUGUAUUUUUAUUUAUAUGACUAUCAAAAUGAAUUUUCAUUUAACACUUUAUAUGGUAAAUGUAAUAAAAAAUUAGGGAUCACGCACGGUGACGAAUUAACCAGUCUAUUUAAAUCGGAUAUCACAAAUCCUAGAAAAUUAAAUUUAAGAGACACGGCGGUUUCAAAGUUGAUGGUUGAUGUUUGGUCAACAUUUGCUACAGAAAAAUUACCUACUAUUGAUGGUACAAUAAAUAGUCCAGUUUGGCCUAAAUUUGAUUCACAGAGACAAUCAAUACUUCACAUACAUUCAGAUCAUCCAGAUAUUAUACAAAAUCCGUUUGAAGAAAAGUAUUUAUUUUGGAAUAAUUUGCCUCUUCUUUCUAAUUUCAAGAAAAUUAUUUCUAAAAAUAAAUUUUUUCUAGAUCAUAUAAAAAAUGAAUUGCAUUUUUUUAUUUUUUAUCAAAAAUUAAUUACAAUGAAAAUAUUUGGUAUACUUAUGCUGCUAGUUGGACUUGUACUUGGUACGGAUAAUAUUUUAAAUUUAAGUCAAGGAAAGAUAAAAGGUAAUAUUUUUAAGUCGAGAAAUGGACGGGAAUUUCAAGCAUUUCAGGGAAUACCCUAUGCCAAACCACCGAUUGGGGAUCUUAGAUUGCAGGAUCCAGUAAAAGCGAAUUCAUGGAGUGGUAUUUUAGAUGCGACCAAGGAAAAACCAAUGUGUAUUCAAAAAAAUUUGUUCAUGUAUCAAACAUAUAAUAAACUUUUGGGUGACGAGGAUUGUUUAUAUAUCAAUGUAUAUACUCCUAAGGUCCAAAAAAAAAAUAAAAAUGAUUUGCUCCCGGUUAUGGUUUGGAUCGCAGGUGGAGGAUUUAGUUCAGGACAUGGAGGUAUGAGCUUAUAUGGUCCUCAAUAUUUGCUAGACAAGGAUAUUGUUGUUGCUUCAUUUAACUAUAGAGUUGGACCUCUAGGGUUUUUAAGUACUGAAGACGAUAUAUUACCAGGAAACUAUGGUAUGAAAGAUCAAGUCUUAGCAUUAAAGUGGGUUAAAAAUAAUAUUGAAAAGUUUGGUGGAGAUCCGAAUAAAGUAACAAUAUUUGGCGAAAGUGCUGGAUCAGCUAGUGUUGGAUUACAUUUAUUAUCUCCGCUGAGCAAAGGAUUAUUUCAUAAAGCAAUAUUGGAAAGUGGGACUCCCCUUUGCCGAUGGAGUGUAUCUCCGCCAGGAUGGGCUAAACGUAGAGCCUCAGCUCUAGCUACUAUUUCUGGUUGUCCCCAAGACUCAAAACAGUUGACUAAAUGUCUAAAAGAUAUGCCUGCAAAGAUAUUAGUAGAUCUUCUUUACAAUUUUUUUGAAUGGAAAAUAUUUCCGGCAAUCACUUUCAUGCCCGUUGUAGAAAAUUGUGAAAAUAAAACAGGGUUUUUAUGUAAAUACCCUUUGCUUGAUUUUAAACAAGAAACCAAUGUUCCAAUCUUAAUGGGUAUGAACUCCGGAGAAGGUGGUAUUUUUGCUGCUCGAGUUCAUAAUGAAAAAUGUGAACUUGAUCCUGAAUUAAAGAAUGAUUUUGAUUACUAUAUUUCAUCGUUACUUAUUUAUAAAUACACGACAAAGAUGUCCGAUCUUCCCAUCAUUAGUAAAAAGAUUUAUAAUCGUUACUUCACUAAAGGCAAUACGGAUGGUCCUUUAAAUUAUGUUAAAAUGAUUGGUGGUGGAAUUUUUCUUCAAGGAGUAUUUGAUAUGGCAACCAAAUUAUCAUCACCGGUGUACUAUUAUAUUUAUAAUUAUACAAACGCGAUGUCAUUUAAUUCAAAUUAUGGACCAUGUAAUACUAAUUUAGGAGUAACACACGGUGAUGAAAUGAUAAGUCUAUUCUAUGCCGAUGGCCAGGCCGAAUUAAAAGGGGAGGAUCUCAAUGUAUCUAAGCUUAUGGUUGAUAUAUGGACUAGUUUUGCUAUCACUGAUAAAAAACUUACGAUUGAUGGCACUAAAAAAGGAAAAAAAUGGCCAAAGCUGGAUUCCAAAAGUAUGCAAUAUUCGUUGAUCAGUUCAAGUAAACCCAUCAUAUCUAAAAAGCCAUUCAUAGAAGAGUACGAAUUUUGGAAAAGCUUACCAUUAUUAUCAAAAUUUGAGAAGACUGAAAAGGUUUUAAAAACUGAACUCUGAUUUAAAAACAAUCAAAUGCAAGCUUAUACUAUUUUUUUUUUUUUUUUUUUUUUUGAAGUGUU